AUGCAGCCGGCAAUGAUGAUGUUUUCUAGUAAAUACUGGGCAAGAAGAGGGCUUUCUCUGGAUUCAGCAGUGCCCGAAGAGCAUCUGCUGCUUGGCAGCUCAACACUAAAUAAAACUAACGCUGGCAAAAAUGAUGAUAAAAAAGGCAACAAGGGAAGCAGCAAAAGUGACACUGCUACCGAGAGCGGCAAGAUGGCAGUUGUCUUCUCCUUGAAAAAUGAAGUUGGUGGAUUGGUCAAAGCACUGAAACUCUUUCAGGAAAAACAUGUCAACAUGGUUCAUAUCGAGUCCAGGAAAUCCCGGCGAAGAAGUUCGGAAGUUGAAAUCUUUGUGGACUGUGAGUGUGGCAAAACGGAAUUCAAUGAGCUCAUUCAGUCACUGAAAUUUCAAACCACGAUCGUGACGCUGAAUCCGCCAGAGAACAUUUGGACAGAGGAAGAAGAGCUAGAGGAUGUGCCCUGGUUUCCCCGGAAGAUCUCUGAGUUAGACAAAUGUUCUCACAGAGUUCUCAUGUAUGGUUCUGAGCUGGAUGCCGAUCACCCAGGAUUUAAAGACAAUGUCUAUCGACAGAGAAGGAAGUAUUUUGUGGAUGUAGCCAUGGGUUAUAAAUAUGGUCAGCCCAUCCCCAGAGUGGAGUACACAGAGGAAGAAACUAAAACUUGGGGCGUUGUGUUCCGAGAGCUCUCCAAACUCUAUCCUACUCAUGCUUGCCGGGAGUAUUUGAAAAACUUCCCUCUGCUGACUAAAUACUGUGGCUACAGGGAGGACAACGUGCCCCAACUUGAAGACGUCUCGGUUUUCCUGAAAGAAAGGUCUGGCUUCACCGUGAGACCAGUGGCUGGAUACCUGAGUCCUCGAGACUUUCUGGCAGGACUGGCCUACAGAGUGUUCCACUGUACUCAAUACAUCCGCCAUGGCUCGGACCCCCUCUACACCCCGGAACCAGACACAUGUCACGAACUCUUGGGACAUGUCCCUCUACUUGCGGAUCCUAAGUUUGCUCAGUUUUCACAAGAAAUAGGCCUGGCAUCUCUGGGAGCAUCAGAUGAAGACGUUCAGAAACUAGCCACAUGCUAUUUCUUCACUAUUGAGUUUGGCCUUUGCAAGCAAGAAGGGCAACUGCGAGCUUAUGGAGCUGGACUGCUUUCCUCCAUUGGAGAAUUAAAGCAUGCUCUUUCUGACAAGGCAUGUGUGAAAGCCUUUGACCCAAAGACAACUUGCUUACAGGAAUGCCUUAUCACCACCUUCCAGGAAGCCUACUUUGUUUCAGAAAGUUUUGAAGAAGCCAAAGAAAAGAUGAGGGACUUUGCAAAGUCAAUUACCCGUCCCUUCUCCGUCUACUUCAAUCCCUACACACAGAGUAUUGAAAUUCUGAAAGACACCAGGAGCAUUGAAAACGUGGUGCAGGACCUCCGCAGCGAUUUGAACACCGUGUGUGAUGCCUUGAACAAAAUGAACCAAUAUCUGGGAAUUUGAUGUCUGGGACCUGUGUCAUUGCCAGCCUGAUCUUUUUGGGGCUUAGCAGCAAUUCAGUCAAUGUCAUAUAACACCAAUAGCUUUCUGUGUCAUGGCUUGGCUAGUAAGCAUGCAAUUCUGUAUAUUUCUACCUACUUGCAACUUACUGUGAUAAUGUAUGAAACACCAUAAAGAACCCAAUGACAGAUAACCACUCAUUGUAUGAAAGAUCGUAAUACAUUUCAAUGUCUUAAAUAGAUUUGACAUUCCAGCU
This is a messenger RNA of Balaenoptera ricei (Rice's whale), 1729 nucleotides long. It is a transcript of the gene TPH2, whose product is annotated as tryptophan hydroxylase 2. The record is from RefSeq and is a predicted model, not a curated record. The transcript has 11 exons. Gene Ontology annotation, cellular component: neuron projection. Gene Ontology annotation, biological process: aromatic amino acid metabolic process; serotonin biosynthetic process. NCBI's taxonomy places the organism in Eukaryota, Metazoa, Chordata, Mammalia, Artiodactyla, Balaenopteridae. Bases 1 to 1476 code for a protein of 491 amino acids. Gene Ontology annotation, molecular function: tryptophan 5-monooxygenase activity; iron ion binding.